AUGGAAUUGAAAAUGACUCUCGAAGAGUUUUGAAGUGAACGUGCGAGUGGAGCAAGAUUGAGUGCGUCGGUUCUAAUAAAUUUAACUUAUGGUAUGCGAGCCCGAGGCGAGCUCUCCAAUAAUUCCCAUCGACUUGUUGAUAGUUUUGAUUCAGCGUUGAAAACUUCUGGUGGAAAUGGUAGAAAGACGACUGGCAACAAUAAUAAUAAUUAUAAUAAUAACAACCGAAUGCAGUAUAAACCGAAUUGGAAGGGUAAUAAUGGCAAUGGCAAAACCGCCGGACGUAUGCGACCGGGUGCCGAGUUACCGGUUGAUUUCUCGGUCAGUGCGGGCAGUUCGCAAGUGGAUCCGUGGACACCGCGAGCAUUAAAAGCGCAAGCUUCCAGCAAAAUAUCCCCGUCUGAAGGUGUUACAAUAAUGACCAGAAAACACGAAGAUGAGUCGACGUCAACUAGGAACUCGCACAGAAAACCUCAUGAAAGAAUGCAAAAAGAAGAAGUAAGUUACGAAAACAGGGAGAAAAUAAUCGAAUCGAGUGGGUAUGGACGACCGCCGACAUACCUGAUCGAGAAGAAUGUCCGAACGAGUGUGGCGGCAUCGGAGGAUGCAAUUAACGCGGAAGCAGCGAAAAUAAUAGCGCAAAUUGAGCAAAAAUUAACGCAAAAGAAAGUGAAGGUGUGUGUAUGUGUGUGUGCUUUUUGA
Messenger RNA from Anisakis simplex (herring worm), 702 nucleotides. Lineage: Eukaryota; Metazoa; Nematoda; Chromadorea; Rhabditida; Anisakidae. The record is from the annotation of a GenBank genome assembly.